UUUUACCAAAAAGUUAAGCGACAACUAUAAACACCAGAUUAAGUUUCAGUGCUUCUCUUCCAUAUCGUUUUCAUUUUUCCAGUUGUUGUGUCACGCCUGAUGAAGUUAGUACAAGUGUGAACUAAAACAAUUAAGAAUUCUGCAGAAAUCUUUAAAGGCGCGGAAAGAAAAUCCUCUUACAAUAUGAAGAAUUCCAUUUUCCUUCAGGUUCCAGUAGACUUUCAGUUUCUAUCUGUGUGUCAUUACAUUAUCAAUUUGGGAAUUAUUUUUAACCAGGAAAAUUUAAUAACACAUGGUGAACGAAAUCAGACGAUCAUUAUACUGAAUACAUUGUUCAAUUAUCUCCACAGUUCGGAAAAUGAAUCGGACACGAAAUUUGAACUGCUACACAAAAUGCUGAAGGGAACGGAUAUCUAUGGUGGUGGUGAUUAUCAAAAACUUGACAUGAAAUACGUUAAUGAAACCUAUCAAUACAUCAUUGGUACUACACUCUUUGCUCACUACGGUAACAUUAACGAAUAUUUAGCUCGAGUAAUUCGACAAUCUGACGACAUAACGUACUCAAUAUUUAAGGAAAUCGUGUGGUACCACUUUUCCCAAAAUUAUCAAAUUCGGGAUUAUUGUACAAAAGAUGGCGAAACAAAAGUAAAACUCACCGAUUUAGCAAUGAGGAAAGUUUUCGAUGAUUUUAUUUGGCAAAUAUUUCCUGAACCAGGAUCAAAAGAAAUGAGUAUAUUGGACGUUGAUUAUAUAUAUGCAAUGAUUGGUUUAAAAAUUGUCCGUUCAAUGCCAGGUGAUGUACCAUUAUGUGAAUUUAAAAAUUGUCUAAUAAUUGCCCAAGAGCUUGAUUAUUCAGAAGACAACAAUGAAACAACUUAUAAGAUGUUUUUAACUUUAUUCUCAACAUCAGCACUAUUUUAUUAUGCCUAUAAUGAAAAAUCACAGUUUGAUAGUCAAAUUUCCAAACUAGAUAAUAAAUUCUGGAAUGAAUCAUAUCAGAAAUUCUUUUUAUAUUUUCAUUCUUCAGUUAAUAAUUUUGUGCAAAAAAUUAUUGAUAAUAAUCUUUAUGAUGAACUUCGAACUGAAAGAGAUUUAUUGCAGAGUCGUACAACUAUUGCCAAAGAUAUAUUAAUCAAUCAUUGUAAAUUUUAUCCUGAAGACUUUGAUAUUUCAUUGUUUAAGACACUGCCCUGUUGGGUGGCGAAUGCCACAUUUACUUCAUGUAAUGAUCUUCCAUGUUUGACAGAUUAUUAUCAAGGUCAAUUUAAAUAUGUAAGGGAGAUUUAUAGGCAAAUUGAGAGCAAUACAAUAAGACAGGUUUUAGUCGACAGUGGAUUAAUUGAAAGAAUGAGUUUAGAUGCCGUUGUAAAAAUUGCAAAGGUUCCUCACUAUUCUCAACAUUGUAGUAUGUGUCCAAGAUGGCCAAGAAAAACGAAUAUGGAUAUUUAUUUGAUAUUCGCUAUUGUGAAAAAUAAGGAAGAAGAAUUUUAUGCCUUUAGACAGAAGAAUAAUACUUUGACUUUGAUGAUAAACAGUGCCGAUGGAGAAGAAUUUUCUAAAAUAAUCGCUAAUGAUUCGUCGUUAAGAAUGGAAAUUUCUCCAUUCGCAAAGGCUCUUAAAUAUGUCAAUGAGGAUUACACUUCAUUUAUUUCAAGAAUUGCGGACAUGAAAACGAACAACUUCGUGAACAGCCUAAUGACGUACUACAAUGAUCCAACUACUGGUGAGCAAAUUUUCAGUUAUUUAAAAUUAUUCAUUCCAUUUUACACCUGCGUUGAAGAUAUAAUAGACAAUAAUAUUGGCGAAGCAACAUUAGGCUGUUCUCUGGAUGUUAUAAGUCUUAUUCCAGUUACUGGUUUUUCAUCGAAAUUUGCAAAUGCCCUAAGUGGUAGUCUGUUGAGAGCUGUAACCGAAAGGACUGUAAAAGUUGCCACCCUUGGAGUAAAGGAAGUUCUAAAAUUGGGUUUAUUACAAUUAUCAAAAAUAACAGUAACAACUGUCGCAAAACAAAUUAUCAACACGGAUUUUUUAAAGAAAGUCACAUUCUUCUUUCUUCGACAAAUUGAUCCUGGAUUUGAACUUUGUUACCGGUUAGGUAAACAAGGCUAUAUGACACUACACAGUACAUAUCAGUUGAUGUAUAAGAGAUUUAAAAAAUUUUCAUUAAACAGAAAUCUGCUGCAAGUAUUGGAAACAAUGACGACGAAUUUGGACAAAAUGGUAAAAACUUCUGAUAUUGGAGGAUUAGCGAAAACGGUUAUUACUAAAAAAAGUGAGAAUUAUCAAAUGAUACGAUACUAUUACCCAGGUGGGAAUAAUUAUAUUGGACCAAAAUGUGUCGAAGCUUUUGGAGAAAUUGUGGAAAUUAGAACGAUUAGAGGAAGAGAGGGAAAAUCUUACGUUAAGCGGAUAAAGACGGAGGAGCAAAAACCUUACUUUCGUGAAUUUGAUAUGAAUACGGGACAUGUUAAUAAGGAAACACUGGAAAUGGGUGUAGAUGGAAUUCUACAGAUUGUAAAGGCUGACAAGAAGGCUAAGGGAUAUUAUGUAAAGGUUGAAAUAAUUAAAGUACCGAAGUAAGACGAUUGCUCUUCUUUUAAUUUAUUGAACGAAUGAGUCAAUUAGAAAAAUUACUGCUGUAAUGAUAAAAUAAAAAGAAUUUU
Leptopilina heterotoma is the source of this 2663-nucleotide messenger RNA. RefSeq lists its product as uncharacterized. Lineage: Eukaryota; Metazoa; Arthropoda; Insecta; Hymenoptera; Figitidae. Bases 184 to 2580 code for a protein of 798 amino acids. The record is from RefSeq and is a predicted model, not a curated record. The transcript is spliced from 2 exons.